AUCCCCAAUUUCUUCUCAUCAUUCAUUCCAAUUCCAAAUUCCCAAUUCUCAAUCGCAACACACAACAAUGAUUUCUGCAAUCUCUUUUCCUUCAUCUCUCUCCGCCGCGAAUCUCACCGGCAACACCGUCGCCACACCGCCUCGCCGCGUCAGAUCCCGACCUGUAGUCUCCUUCGCCACAGCUACAGCCACCGCCACCUCCACCGCCGAUGCUAGAUCCACCUGGACGGAGCAACCGAGACCUUCUUCUACAUAUCUGAUCUCCCCAUGCUCCUCUCUCUACGAGAUCCUCGGAAUCCCCGCCGGCGCAUCCAGUCAGGAAAUCAAAGCUGCAUACCGGCGGCUAGCUAGAGUUUGCCACCCCGAUGUGGCGGCAAUCGACCGGAAAAACUCAUCUGCCGACGAUUUCAUGAAGAUUCACGCUGCGUACUCCACGCUAUCAGAUCCUGAGAAACGCGCUACUUACGACCGGAGCCUAUUCCGGCGACAGCGGCCGAUGUCGACGGCUGUGGUGUUCUCCGGCUACUCGAGCCGGAACUGGGAAACGGAUCAGUGCUGGUAGUGAGUUGACUCGGCCGAGUUAACUAAAAUAUCUAGAGACGAGAGAGGAGGCGCAGUUUAUUGUAGCGUCUUGCCUUGGCUUUGAAUAUAACUAAACUAAUUAAUUAGUAGUAGUUAGGUAUUAGAGUACGUAUGUAUGUGUGUACAUAUACGCGUAGAGAUGUAGUAGACGCAGCUUGAUUGUGCUUGCUGAUUGCAAAUUUGGAUACUGCCGAGUUUUCCUGCAAUACAGUAGAAAUUGAUGGCCA
Messenger RNA from Lotus japonicus, 809 nucleotides. Its product is annotated as chaperone protein dnaJ 11, chloroplastic. The record is from RefSeq and is a predicted model, not a curated record. The transcript has a single exon. The coding region runs from base 68 to 562 and encodes 164 amino acids. NCBI's taxonomy places the organism in Eukaryota, Viridiplantae, Streptophyta, Magnoliopsida, Fabales, Fabaceae.